AUGACAGUAGAAUUCAACUCUCCUGGUGAUAUGGAAUCCCAAGUCCAAGAUGCGACUAAUGUUAAACGAAAUCGGCCUACAGCUGGUCAAUACAUUACGACCAGGCUGACAACGCUGAAGCCUCCUAUGAACAAGACUCCUAAUCCUCUCAAGUUACUAUUCCUGUUAAACAAACAACAAUGGCUAUUCUUUCUCGUUGGGUUCGCCGGCUGGACUUGGGAUGCCUUUGACUUCUUCACGGUCCCUUUGACAGUCACAGAGAUUGCUCAAUCUUACAACAAGACUAAUGCAGACAUUACUUGGGGUAUCACUCUUGUUCUCAUGUUCAGGUCUAUUGGAGCGGCCAUCUUCGGAGUUGCAGCAGACAGAUACGAAAGAAAAUGGCCCUUCAUUAUCAAUAACGUCCUUUUUGUCGUGUUCGAAAUGGCUACCGGAUUCUGUCAGACGUAUGUUCAAUUCCUAGUGGUCAGAGCACUAUACGGCGUUGUAAUGGGCGGCCUAUAUGGAAAUGCCGCUGCCACUGCUCUGGAAGACUGUCCUCCGGCCGCACGCGGUCUCUUUUCCGUUAUACUCCAGCAAGGUUAUGCGUUUGGAUAUCUCCUCGCGACUGCCUUUUCGAGAGCUUUAGUCGAUACGACUCCUCAUGGCUGGAGGUCGCUAUACUGGUUUGGGGCGGGCCCUCCUGUCCUCAUCAUUAUUCUGAGGUUAUGUCUCCCUGAGACGGAGACCUUUGUGGAACGUAAAAGAAUUCGAGAGCAACAGCCUUCUGCUGCACAAACGUUCAUCAAGGAAGGAGAAAUAGCUGUGAAGCAACACUGGAUACUCUUGAUCUACCUUGUAUUGCUUAUGGCAGGGCUCAACUUUUUAGCACAUGGGACACAAGAUCUAUAUCCGACAUUGUUGAAGAAUCAAUACAAUUUCUCAACUACCACGGUAACUAUUGUGCAAGUCAUUUCCAACGUCGGAGCCAUUAUCGGAGCUGCGUUGCUAUAUCCUUACACAUUUAUCCACACGAAGGCUAUCAUUGCAGCAGCAUUUUUCCAGCAAUUCGCCAUUCAAGGCGCCUGUGGCGUCGUACCAAUUCACUUAAUGGAGCUCUCUCCCGCAGCUCUCCGAACCUUUGUUGUGAGUACCUCGUAUCAGUUGGGCAAUCUUGCUUCGUCUGCUUCAUCAACUAUUGAGGCGACUAUUGGACAAAGGUUUCCUCUGGGUGAGCCUACGAGGUUCAACAGCAAUAUGAGACAUCAGUAUAAUUAUGGUAAAGUGAUUUGCACAUUUGCUGCAUGUGCAUAUGCAUUUCUCUUUAUUAUCGUAUUUAUCGGGCCAGAGAAAUUGGGCAUUGAUCUUUCUCUGCAACAUAAUGCAAACAUCACAGAGGCUAUUCAAGGGAACUUGCAAGAAUUCAACGGUGCAGGGAAUAACACUGAAUUGGAUAAACAGCAUGGAGAACAUAUUGAGUUCUCAAAUACUUAA
Molecule: messenger RNA, 1473 nt
Organism: Trichoderma aggressivum f. europaeum
Lineage: Eukaryota; Fungi; Ascomycota; Sordariomycetes; Hypocreales; Hypocreaceae
Exons: 4
Coding region: 1-1473 (490 amino acids)
Biological process (GO): plasma membrane lactate transport
Cellular component (GO): membrane
Molecular function (GO): secondary active monocarboxylate transmembrane transporter activity
Source: RefSeq, a predicted model, not a curated record